UGAGUUUUUGACUUUUCUGUGAUUCUCUCGCGUUUGUUUGUUUACCACAAUAAUAUUUCAAAGACUAGCCCAAAUCACUUUCAAGAUGGACAGUGUAAAAAGAACAAGUAAACGUAAAUUACCAGACUCAAGUGAUGUUCCUAAAAAGUUAGUCAGUAAAUCAAAGAAACCCAAAGUUGACGACAAGGAGCAAGGUGAAGCGAAAAAACAAAGCAAGAUAACUAAAAAAGCUGCUUUGUUAGACAAAAAUGAUGCCGGUACUUCAGCUGUAGAUGUUGUCGAGGGUGGCUUCGAUUUUGCAAGCUCUUGGGAUGAAGCUGAGCUACUCUCCAACGUCGAAAAAGUUCCAAGAAAGUUGGCGCAAAACUUUGUAAAACUCCUGACUGACGGUUGCACUCUGCCUUUCAUUGCGAGGUAUCGGAAAAGUGCAGUGGAUAAUUUGAUGCCCGACAGACUGCAGGAGUUAUUUGAAAGCUAUCAGAAUGUUUGUGCUUACAAGAAAAAAGUCAAAACUGUUUUAGAAACAUUGAAGAAAACUAAAAAGCUCACACCAGAUAUUGAGAAAAGUAUCCUGAGUGCACAGAAUCUAGCUGAAUUAGAUUUGAUAUAUGCACCACUGAAGACAAACUCACUCUCCCUGGCUGAAAGAGCACGGAAGCUAGGGUUAGAGCAGCAUGCCAUCAAAGCUUUGAACGGAGCGUACCUGGACCCCGGUAGUCUCUGUUCCAACGAUGAGGAGCUGGCAACGCCGGACAAGGUGGAGGCUCAUGUGACUCACAUAGUCGCUGAUAUCAUCUACAAGGAUGCCAGGGUGUUGGAGCAGAUGCGACUUCUGAAAGAUGAAACCAGAUUCACACUCCAGAGCACCCGCACAAAGAGCUCUUUGAAACCCAAAGAGAAUGCAGACAACAAGAGAUAUGAAACCAAUAGCCCUCCUGAGACGUACAAGCUAUACUUCGAGUGGAAAUGUCCCACACACUUUGUGAAGCCACAUCAGAUGCUAGCUCUGAACCGGGGGGAAGAUGAGAAAAUUCUGACAGUCAAAGUGGUUGUGCCUGAUUGGUAUUAUAAUAAAUUGGAAAGAUUCUGCCUAUCCCUCUGGAAGAGCAGCCACUGGGUAAAGCGGGGCCUCACCGACGCCUACACCCGGCUCAUCAAGCCGUGGCUGUCUCGCCAGGUACGCUCGGAGUUGACCUCCGCGGCCCACAAGGAAGCUGUGAAGACAUUCACGAGCAACCUGGAGAAGUAUCUGCUGACCGAGCCUGUGAAGGGCAGAAGAAUCGCUGGACUGGACCCCGGGUUUAAAGCUGGCUGUAAGGUAGGCAUAAUAGAUACAGAUGGACAAAAGUUGGACGCCUGCACAAUACACCCUAACUUCAAAAGUAGCCACGAAGACCCGGCAUUUAGACAACUCAAACAGUUGCUCGAGAAACAUGGAGUACAAUUAAUAGGUCUAGGAAACGGUACAGCAUGUAGAGAGACUGAAUCAUGGCUCAAAAACAACAAUAUAAGCACAGAAAUCCCCAUAGUUAUUGUGCCAGAGCAGGGAGCGUCUAUCUAUUCUAUAAGCAAGGAAGCACAGAAGGAACAUCCUGGAUUAGAUCCAAAUCUAAUUUCUGCAUUGUCCAUUGCACGGAGAGUACUCGACCCUUUGGGAGAACUAAUCAAGGUAGACCCCAAGCACCUGGGCGUGGGUAUGUACCAGCACGACAUCCCUCCGAAGCAGCUGGAAGCGGCACUCGCCUGCGUAGUGGAGACCACUGUCAGUUUGGUGGGGGUGGAUGUUAAUACUGCCUCGCAUGCGCUGCUGAGGAGAAUAUCAGGCCUAAACGAGAACAGAGCGAAGAAGAUUCUAGAAUACCGAUCCAAGAACGGGCCACUCCACACUAGAGAGGAGAUACUCAAGGUCAGCGGCAUCGGCAAGGUCACGUACCAGCAAUGCGCGGGGUUCCUCAAGGUCACGGGGGGCAACGAGCCGCUCGAUGCCACGGUCAUACAUCCCGAGAGCUAUGCUGUUGCUAAGGCAUUCGCUAAAAAGCUCGAAUUGAAUCUCAAAGACCUGACCAAACCUGACUUCCCAGCUAAAUUUGAGCGCAAACUGUCCAGUUUCGACCUCGAAUCAUUUAGACAAGAGAUGCAAGUAGAUGGCCCAGAUAUGGAGUUGAUAGUCAGCGCGUUCAAACAGAAGAGCAAUGCUGAUGAUAUGAUCUCAUUCAGUAAGCCGGUUUACUCCAUAUCCGUGCAGAAUACUGAGCAACUGAAGGAUGGAAUGUCCUUGACAGGUGUGGUCCGAAACGUGGUCCCAUUCGGUUGCUUCGUGGACUGCGGCGUCGGAGACAACGGGCUCAUCCACACCAGCCAGAUGGGAGGGCAUCCCACGCCGCGGCUGGGGAACCGAGUGGCAGUGACCGUGGUGGGCGUCCCACGCCCGAAGAAACUGCAGCUCAGGCUGGAUAAGAUACUCGAUUGAUGAUGGACUGCUUGAUGCAGGUAUUUGGUUACCAAUGGUAUAUUUUUAUGAAUGUUUUGAUUUUUUAUAUGAACGUUUUUACUUUUAUUCAAUUGUAAGUUCUUGUUAUUUGAAUGAAUAAUUUGAAAUUAUUAUUAAUGAUGAUUAAGCCUA
Plutella xylostella (diamondback moth) is the source of this 2623-nucleotide messenger RNA. RefSeq lists its product as uncharacterized. The record is from RefSeq and is a predicted model, not a curated record. Gene Ontology annotation, biological process: translation; nucleobase-containing compound metabolic process. Gene Ontology annotation, molecular function: mRNA binding; structural constituent of ribosome. Lineage: Eukaryota; Metazoa; Arthropoda; Insecta; Lepidoptera; Plutellidae.